GGUUCUGUACUGUCUUGGCUUGUCCGCCCACUGAACACAGUCUCUCUCUCUCUCUUUCUCACUCUCAAAUUGGACUUUUUAUUUAUAAAUUAAAGAAAUUCUUUUGGCUUUUGUUUGGUGCUUCCCAUACAUAUGCCUGUCCGCCGCUACUUCUGCUCCCUCGUAACAGUACCUGCAAAUGGAGGAGGAAUCCCUCUAUGAGUCCCUUGUUAUGAUUUGCUUCACCUCCUUUUUUCCCUUUUCAUCUUCCACUCACUCAUCUUUGUCCAUACACUUCAUUCCUCUUAAUCAUGAUUUGAACUCAUUUCUCAGUUUCACGCCCUCCUGAUUGCUCAAAGGUUUCAUCUUUCUUGAUGUUCCUCUCUCCUCUCAGCGAAAAAGCUGGAUUUUUAGUUGAGCUCGUGUUGAACAUCAAUUGGAAGGAAAGUGGAUCUUCAUGGAAGUUGAUCUGAAUCAUGCAGUGAGUGAUGUAGAGAACCGCGGCAAUGCAUGUUGUGAUGGGCAUUGUGAGAAAGGCAAUGGUUGUCUCCACUGUUUGUCUUCCACUAUUUCAAACUCUUCAUCAUCAUCCUCCUCAUCCACUGUGCCUUGCUCAAUCGACUCUGAGCUCUGGCAUGCUUGUGCUGGACGACUUACCUCACUGCCCAAGAGAGGGAAUGUGGUCCUGUACUUCCCACAAGGCCACUUGGAACAAGUUGCCCCGGCUUCUCGUUAUUCGCCCAUGGAGAUGCCCACCCUUGAUCUUCCGCCACAAAUCUUUUGCAGAGUUGUGAACGUUCAGCUACUGGCUAAUAAGGACAAUGAUGAGCUAUACGCACAAGUCACAUUGCUUCCUCAAUUAGAGCUGGUAGGGUUAGAUUCUGAAGGCAGAGCUCUUGAGCUGGGGGUAGAUGAGAAAGAUAUUGGAGGAUCACCUCCAAGAUCAACUCCUCACAUGUUCUCUAAGACACUCACAGGUUCUGAUACUAGCACCCAUGGAGGGUUCUCUGUCCCGCGUCGAGCAGCUGAAGAUUGCUUUCCCCCUCUGGACUAUAAGCAGCAACCGCCUUCUCAGACACUUGUCGCCAAGGAUUUGCAUGGAGACGAAUGGGGGUUUCGCCAUAUUUAUAGAGGCCAGCCAAGAAGGCAUCUGCUUACCACAGGAUGGAGUGGUUUUGUGAGCCAAAAGAAGCUUGUUUCUGGGGAUGCAGUGCUUUUCUUGAGGGGAGAAGACGGCAAACUGAGAUUGGGGAUAAGAAGGGCGCUCCGACCAAGGAAUGGUCUUCCUGGUUCAACUGUCAGUGACCAGAGUCUGUGCCUUGGCGUUCUUGCAGCUGUUGCACAUGCUGUAUCCAGCAAAAGCGUUUUUCAAGUAUUCUACAGUCCAAGGGCAAGCCAUGCAGAGUAUGUUGUUCCCUAUCAGAAGUAUGUCAGAAGCAUCAACAACGUGAUAUGCAUCGGGACAAGGUUCAAAAUGAGAGUUGACGUAGAUGAUGCACCGGAAAAGAGGUGUACCGGUGUAGUGACUAGGAUAGGCGACUUGGAUCCUUAUAGGUGGCCCAACUCAAAAUGGAGAUGCCUAAUGGUUCGAUGGGACGACGAUGUCAUGAAUGGUCAUCAAGAUCGAGUCUCACCCUGGGAAAUUGAUCCAUCCGUUUCCCACUCACCUUUGAGCAUUCAGUCCUCCCCAAUGUUUAAAAAGCUGUGGACUAGUCUGCCAACAUCCCCGCCUGUCAACCCUCUCACUGGCAACCAGGAGAUGGUCCCUGAUAAGGUUGCGGCAGGGUCUGUUAGAGAGGAACUCUUAGCUUCGUCUAGGCUAAAAUGCUCAAAGCGUUUUGCUCUGGUACCAUUUUCUGGGUUAUUUGGAAAGAAAGAUAGGUGGGCUUUUAAGAAUGAGGAAAGUUCUAUAGGUGCUGAAAGGGAUGGUGACUCGGAGAUGGUCCCUGAUAAGGCUGGUAGUUACCUUUCUGUGCUUCCUUUUCAGACUACGGAGGAUAAGAAACAGGGCACAGUCAAAACGCAUGUUUCACAGAAUGCCAGUAUCUUCUGGAACUUACAGUAUCUCUGUAUAUUUCCUCAGCUCUCUUUUCCUCUCUACUAA
This is a messenger RNA of Syzygium oleosum, 2083 nucleotides long. Its product is annotated as auxin response factor 4-like. Gene Ontology annotation, biological process: regulation of DNA-templated transcription; response to hormone. The record is from RefSeq and is a predicted model, not a curated record. The coding region runs from base 437 to 2083 and encodes 548 amino acids. Gene Ontology annotation, molecular function: DNA binding. The transcript is spliced from 13 exons. Lineage: Eukaryota; Viridiplantae; Streptophyta; Magnoliopsida; Myrtales; Myrtaceae. Gene Ontology annotation, cellular component: nucleus.